Neolamprologus brichardi is the source of this 6188-nucleotide messenger RNA. RefSeq lists its product as uncharacterized. The record is from RefSeq and is a predicted model, not a curated record. NCBI's taxonomy places the organism in Eukaryota, Metazoa, Chordata, Actinopteri, Cichliformes, Cichlidae. Gene Ontology annotation, biological process: regulation of DNA-templated transcription. Gene Ontology annotation, molecular function: DNA-binding transcription factor activity, RNA polymerase II-specific; RNA polymerase II cis-regulatory region sequence-specific DNA binding.
CUGCGCUCGGCUUAAUUAACAGUUUUUUCAGGUUGCUUUGUGUGUGGAUACCGACUGAUUCACUCCUGCAAACUGUUCAGAAAAGAAGAAAAAGCGAGGCCCACAUUAACAGCUCAGCUCUUAGAUCAGUGCAUCCCUGUAAGAAAAGGGCGUCCAAAAUGCCUCGUAGCCACAGCUUGAGUUAGCCAGUGCUAGCUAGUUCUAGUUUGAGCGGCGGUCAGCGCAUGGCUACGCAGAAACCAGUUCUGACUCUCUCCCACGCAGACUCUUGACAUGGGGAGUAAAAUGUCCUUCAGCAGAGGAAGCAGUGACCAAAAUACAGUCUCUGAGUUAACUUCUGUGGCACCUCAACCUCGCAGUUCCAAUCAUGCCUCUUCGGACUGCAAGCAGAUACCCGAAGGUAAGACAUGCAGUGAGGGAGACGUGGACUCCAGGCGGGGAGAUAAAAUGAAAGGGACGGCGUUGAAACAGCCUGGGAGCAGGGAGUCUGAUGUUCAUGUCAGCUCUGAAAGAGCUGGUGAGAGAAACUGUCAGCGCAGUGAGGCAGUGCCCUCGCAGGCAGAGGUGGAAGCAAAAUCUCUGACUCCUGCUAGCGUGUGCAGCUCUACAACAGACAGCCAAGGGAAGCCCGUGAUCAUCCACAAGAAACGUGGGAGACCCCGUAAAAUCAAACCAGCCCCGACUGAAGACAAAAGAGGUCCAGAUGCUGUUCAGCAUAAGGAAGUUAGCACCACCAUACCUUUGCCAGCAAGUGUGGAAAACCACAACAGUGACAAUUUGCCUUACGCUGUGGAUAGUAAGUUAAUAAAUAGUGUGGCUCAUAAUGAGAUGCCCGCUCCUCAGCCUGUCCUGGAUAACAACGUACAAGUCGCUGCUCCUUUGCUGCCAAAAAGAAGACCAGGAAGGCCAAGAAAAUCAGAAAUGGCAGCUUUUCAAAACCAGGUUUCUAUGGCUGCUCCUGGUCCUCAUGCUAAUAAGUUUAGCAGUCCUGCACGAACACUGAGGAGUAGGGUGGAGCAACCUACUUUGAUGCAGGAUGAUAAGUUAGACUCUCAUAGCAAGAAGGACAAGGAGGAUCUAAAACAAACUGAAGCGGGGACUACAGAAAGUACUCGUACACCCAACUCUAAAGGUGUGAAGAGACGAAGGACUAAGUUGCAAAUUGAUCAGCAACUUCCAGCAAAAGUGUCCAAGCUGGAUGAAUCCCAGGAGGCCUUGCUGGUGUUGAGCACUGACUGCGGAAAAAGCACAGAGACAGAAAAACAGGUGGACACUGACAAACGUGAGACUGAUUCAGAUGUGAGGAAUGAUCAGCUCCACCUGCAUUCUGGGGAAGGACUAGAGCAGGAGAAGCAACGAGACAAAACUGCAUUACCAAAAGCAGAGGUGAAUUCCCAGCCUGAGCCUGAAGCUAUUCCUUCAGACAGCUUGAAAGAAUCUGAUUUGCCAAACCCAACUCAGACUGAUAACCUUAAAGUAAAUCAGUCAUUGGACAUAAAUGGCAGCGAGGAGUCACCAUCAGAAACACCAGACUUCUCAGAGUCUCCAGCAGAUGCAGAGCUGCCAAAGGCAAAGCCCUCUAGCACAGAUACCCUGACUCCCCCUGAUCAAACCCGGAAAUCUAUUGGGGCCGCGUUUGCUGUCAAAGCUGAGAAUUUAGAGCUAGAGCUGGAGCAUUUAAAACCUGCGCCCAGGUCAAAUAGCCCCAAUUCUUCCCAGCACAGCACCACUCCCUUAGUUAAAUCUGAGGUUCCAAAUGUUGUUUUUCGACGCAAAAGAGGUGGUAAGAGGAGGAGGAUGGUAAACAAGGUUUUAUCACCAAGAGAGCGUCUUGUAGAGAACCACGAAGCGGCUGGUGACACCCAACCAAAAACAAACUGCGGUGAUGAGGAAAAGGAAACUAACGCCAGUGUUGGCGAAAAUGUCAUCUAUACUAAAAAGGGGGGUAAAACCCUGUUGAAAUGUGGUUACUGUGGUCGUACUUUUAAGUUUCUGUCUCAGUUCGUCAUCCAUCAGCGCAUUCAUACAGGAGAGAGGCCGUUCAAGUGUUCAGAGUGUGGCAAGGGUUUUAGCAAAAACUCUAACUUAAAUCUUCAUCUCAAGACCCACAGAAAGAGCAACAUAUAUCAGAAGUGCCCAUAUUGCAAGAUUAAAUUCUCUUGCUCUGAGUACGCUGCACAUAUGGAAGUGCACGCACACGAGCUGAACGAGGAGUGUAAGAACAGCAAGGCUGAGGAACAGAGCAGAGAACCAGCAGAGGAAAGCAGCAGGGAGCUGCAAAGAGCAGUGGAAAAAAGAGAGAAAAAAGUCUGCCAGUACUGUGGCAAAUCAUUCCCAUUUCAGUCGGCGCUCAUAAGACACGUCCGAGUCCACACAGGAGAGAAGCCUUAUAAGUGCGACAUCUGUGGCAAAGCUUUCGGGCAGGCCUAUUUCCUCCGUGUUCACGAGCUCACGCAUUGGUCUGUGAAGCGUUACAACUGCACCCAUUGUGAAAAAUCAUUUACUCACUACAGCAAUGCAAAAAAUCACUCAUGUAGACCUUUGGGAAGCGAUGACAACGCGCAAGCACACAGACGCCCAAAGCCUUCGCUAACGUACACAUGCCACAUCUGCAAGAAUGUUUUUGACCAUUUGCAGGAGUUCAACAGCCACAUGCGAGAGCACACCGGCGCAAAGCUUUAUCGCUGCUUGUACUGCGACAAGCUGUUUGGUGUGCUGUCUGAAUUCAACGCCCAUCGCAGUCAGUGCAGCGUGGAAAAAAAUGCCUCCAGCUCUGCGAUUAAGGAGGAGGAGACGGUGUCGUUAAUUCAGUACACAGUGCCUGCGCUCAGGUGCUCUUCGGCGCACAAUUCAGCUCUGGUGGCAGCUGCCAGCUGUGAAACACAGAAGAAACAGCCACAGAUCAUCCACAAGAAGCGCUCCAACAACUUGAAAAAACCGUUCCAGUCCACGGUCAUACCAGCUCACAGUCUCUCACACCUAGUGUCAAAGUUAAACAAAGUAGACAACAGAUCAGAUCCCAGGAGAUAUCUGUGCCCAAACUGUGGGCGACUCUUCAGACACAUGGGCAGGCUCAGAGCCCACAUGCUCACACACGCCCCAGGUCAAAGCUACACCUGUGCCUGCUGUGGUAAAACACUAGGAAGCUGGAAAAAGUUGUGGCACCAUCAGAGAAUUCAUCGUCACAGGGAUGGCCGCUUUACGUGUCCUCAAUGCGGGCAAGGUUUUCGGUUUGUAGAGCCUUACAAAAAACACAUGAGUGAGCACCCAGAGUUCCAGUGGGUUCAAGUCAGGCCCAAGAAAGUGUUUCUGCCUUAUCAAUGCGAGCGCUGCAGGUGCAGCUUUAAAACUCUAGACAUGCUGUUUAGUCACCAGCUCUGCCAUUCCUCAACGCAAGACAUACGCAAAGACUCUGAUUUUGAUUUAUCAGUAGAUGAUCGCAAUGCACCAUCAAACACGAAAACGCUAAACCCUCCCACCAAUAAUGGCAUAGAAACAUUACGCCAAGCUUCUGAGGAAAUUAAAUCUCUCUCAGAUCCCUUAUCUAAAUAUCCAGACCCAGUUUUUCAGGAAUCAAUUGUGACUUCCUGUGUUCAAAGCCAGGAUCCUGAUUUGGGUAAUUCUUCUGAGCAUCCCAGCAGGGCAAAUGUAGUGCAAGAUAAAGAGGCCAGUUGUGACAGUGUAUGUAAAAAUGGACUUGGAAAACCCAUUACCCCUUUAAGAACUGUGAAGAAACACGUGACUCAGAAUGCCAGCAUGUCAAAUGAAAAGCCUUCAGACGGUGUGAGCUGUGCUGUGUGUGGAAGUUCCUACGCAGCCAUUUCAGACCUUUAUCAGCAUUAUUUGCAGCACGCUAGAGGCCAGGUGUAAUGACUUUAAAUCAAAAUACAUUUCAAUGGCCAUCAACGUUCUGUGCCCAUCACGUUUUUCCACUCUGGGGUCCUUGUAAUCCUGUAUUAAGCUACAUUUCCACACAAAUGUCCCAGGAAAUUUCAAGGCACAAAAACCUUUCUUCAGACUGUUGGUCGUCUGCAUUUCCACCAUGAUUUAAAGAGCUGUGAAGAUUAGGCAAAUUAGGCAUGCCACUAUAUUGCAGAUCACUACUUCAGCGUAGAGCACACUAAAAUGUUGAUGUUGUAAUGUGAAAUGAGGGAGGUGAGCGCACAAUUCUUUGUCACUAAAGAGACAUGCAGUCAUCACAAAGUGCAUUCAAAAUGUUAGAUUGAACAUAUUUUGUGAGGUAUUGCAGCAUAUUGUGAUGUGAGUGAGAAGUGCAGUAGUUGCAGACAUGAACCAAAGCCCCAUUCACAGUAAUACCGCUUAGAAAGGAUGUUUUGUUAGGUUAAAUAUUUCCUCAAAACUCUAAAAUAUUGCCGGGUCCCUGGAAAACAUCCUGAUUUACUCCGCAGGUUCCUUAUUCUUUGGGAAACCUGUGGUGGAAAUGCAGCUUUAGAUAAAUCCCCAAAAGUAGAUUAUGUUUAUCUGGACGUAGAGCUUUCAGUGGGAGAAAUGUUUCAUCACUAAUCCAAGCGACUUCUUGGGUCUCAGCUCAAUGCAGGUUUUGUUGGGUUCAUUUUAUGAGAGAAGACAAAUAUGCAAAGUACAUUUUCUUAAGUUUAUUAAGCAGUUAAAGGUUCAAGUUAAAAACAGCUGUGGAAACACAAAUGUACUGUUUAAUAUGUUGGGGAAACCUGCAGUCAGCUGAGACUGAAGAAGUCACUUGGAUGUCACACUGAAAACACCACGUCCAGAUGAACUGAAUCAACUUUUUGGGAUUUCCUUACCUGGAUGAUUCAGCAUUCUCAAGACAGCUUUGAAUAAAUCUAUUGAAAUGUUGUUGCACACCUGGGAAACUUAGACACUCAAGUGACUUGGAAGAUUAUGCUCUAAUCGUUUAGUCAGCUGUUUGUCAGGUUUAGGUUUCAGUAUUCUGUAAUUAAAUUCGUAUAAAAUGAACAGAAGACAUGUAGAUAAAGAGAGACGUGCAAAUUUGAUACGAGUGCUCUGUGUCAAAUUCAGUUUAACCAGAAGCCACCCUGGGAUUAUGCAUUAUGCCUAUUUCGCGGCAGCCACAGCAGAUAGUAGGGAGACACAAGUGUCACUAAUCUAAACACAUUAUUAAAGCUUCCUGUCUGUUUAGCCACUAUUUUAAGUCAAAUGGCUGCUGUGAAAUAGGCCUGUUGGAUACAUGUUUAUGAUUUUAGAAAUUUUACUUGAUGUAAAAUUUCUAAAAUCAUAAAGAGAGUGGUCCUUGGAUGGUUUUUGUUUUUCUUUUGAGCACAAUAUUCACUAUUCUUUUGAACCAUCACAUUCUUGCCGCCCUACAUCUUUCUCAUUUUACAAAUUGGAGAAAAUACACUGUGCUCUGUGGUGGUGGGUAGGGGGGGGGCACAGUACUGCCCCCACUAAUGAGGCAUGGAUUGACUGACUAACAAGUAAAUACAACAUAUUGGACAUUGACACUGUGGGUUCAGUAUUAAAAUCUACUUCAUGCAGAUGUUUUCUUGGCUGUUACAGUGUACCGAUUACAAUUUUGUUUUGGUCCACAACAAUAACGUGUUCUGGCAUUUUGUAUUUACAUUUUAAGAGUGACUAUCAGUUUUACUCAUGAAUCAUUUUGUGAGCCUGUGUGAUAAACUGAAUUAUUGCAAAGUUUUUCAAUAAAUACUGAAAAACACACGUUCCUCAUUUGUUGAGCCAAGCUUGUUUUGUUGAACGACGAUCACUGUUUACAGCUUUUGGAAAAGAUGCUUUUUCAUGCUUUGUGUUUAUGUCACGCUUGAGUUCAGUGGAGUCCUUUAAAGCAGCGGUCCCCAACCUUUUUUGCACCACGGACCGGUUUAAUGUCAGACAAUAUUUUCACAGACCGGCCUUUAAGGCCGCGGAUGAAUACAACAAAAUAAAAUGAUACGACCAAAAUAAAAACUGGUAUUUCGUAAAUAUAAUAAUAAACGUGAAUUCACUGUAUAAUUGUCUAAUUUUAUUAGCAGCUAACAAUAAAAACCCUGAAAACCAUGAAUUUCACACCCGAGCCUCUCUUGGUCCAGUACUGGUCCGUGGCCCAGGGGUUGGGGACCGCUGCUUUAAAGAAUUAACAAUUCAAAACAGUUUCUGAAUGGACACCUUGCAGUGUUGUAAAUAAUUGUCUUCUAUAGUUUGUCUUAAUAAAAUAAACAUCACUUUUCUAA